Pseudomyrmex gracilis is the source of this 1774-nucleotide messenger RNA. RefSeq lists its product as uncharacterized. Bases 108 to 920 code for a protein of 270 amino acids. The record is from RefSeq and is a predicted model, not a curated record. NCBI's taxonomy places the organism in Eukaryota, Metazoa, Arthropoda, Insecta, Hymenoptera, Formicidae. The transcript has 4 exons.
AGCUCGUGAGAGACCGAGCGUGCGAAGCACCCCCGUCGUAAACCUGGACCGAGUGUACGCGAGCCUCGGAGGAUCGUGCCGGGAUCUUCUGGCAUGCGAUCAGAAGCAUGCAGCAGAAGCCACUGAGAGAAGUGGGGCACUUGUGCCUCAAUCCUGGGGGAUCGUCGAGCAACGUCGCCGAGGUCUGCAACGAGACGCGGGGACUUCCCCUUCUUCAGGUAUGGCCAAGCGAUUCGCCCAGAGCCGAUGCCGACGGACAGGCCCAGGCGUUCGUAUUCCCAGACGUGCAGGAAAGUGUCCACGACAGCGGCAUCGAAUCCAUUCAGGCAUCGCCGUCGCCUUGCGGUGCUACCUGCAACAGCCCGGCGAUGACGCCGCAGCAGUCGCGCCGCGCCAGUUUGCUGCAUCCGGAUCACGCGCGGCUGCAGCUUCCCUAUCUGCAUCACAACCACCAUAACGCGGGACUGAAGAGUCCGCCGUCGCCGGACAGAACGUCCGUGGACGAGGACCAGGAGGAUCGGCCCGCGCCGCUUAGUCCUUCCAGCUCGACCACCAGCAGCCUGCGAUCGAUGCCGAGCUCGGCGAUCGUGUCGAUGCACUCCCAGGACAGAAGACGCAGCAGCAGAUACAGCAUGUUUGACGCGUUGGAUCUGGAGUACGCCCUGCUGAGGGCCGCGGCUCGCGGAUCCGUGGGCCCGUACUCCCUGUCGGAGUCCCUUCACAAACUGACCUUCACCCAGAGCCUGGCCUUCCCGGCGCUGGCUCGCGGUCUCGCCGCGAAGCAGAGCGUGCCGAGCGGCAGAUCUCAGCAGCCUACCGAGAGCGGGAUGAACGUGUUCGCCAAGGUGGUGACUGCCAUGGUGCUGAUGCUGGUGAGCGUGCUGGUGUUCGGCGUGGUCUACAAGUUCGCCAAGACGUGAGGCUGGCUGCUGGCGCCCGGCCGGUAUCCUGGCGCGACUCAGGAUAACAGCCGGCUGGGUGCCAGCGACGCGUUCAGCGACAACGUCUGAUCGGGCCUGAGGAAGGGUCUGAUAUCACGAAGAGAAGAAAAUCAGGGAAGCGUCGAAGAGAAAAAAAAAGUCGGAUGUUGGAUGCGACACCUUUGAGAAAUUGCGCUCGAAGAGUGUUCGUUCGAAUUUCUCAAGAGAAUGGCGUGUUGACGAGAAGCGAACGGAACGACGUCCCGUCACGUGAUGUCGAUUUACGCGACUUAUUCCAAAUAUCGCGCGCGCUUGAAGCGCGAAGAAUAUACUACGUCUUUUAUACUACCGUCUUACUGUCCCUGUUGUGUAACGCUAUGUGUAUUAAAUAUUUAAAAUAAAAAUUUAUAUGGAGAGGAUACAAGAAAAGAAUGACGCGAGAACGGAAAUAGAGCGAUGAUGUCAUUGUGACGCACGAUUUGCGUAGGAUUGAAAGAAAGUGCGUGCACGUGUUUUUUCAAUUUCGAGAACAAAUAUAACGCCGGGUCUCGAGAAAAACGAAAGUCUGUUGCGAGAAAGUAAAGUCGUUUAAUUUAACCAAAAUCACUGUGUGUGUGUGUGUUCAUGUGUGUGUGUGUGUGUGUGUGUGUGUGUGUGUAUAGACGUUUGCUACGAAUCCAAUCGGUCUGCUUCUCGAAAAACGACAAAAUUGCGAAAAAAAAAACUAUGCUACUCUCUCGCGGGAUGAGAUACCGACGGUGGACACUCCGUCCCCCCGAUAAGUGCUCCGCAAACGAAACUAACGCGAACUUUGUUACAUUGUCUCGCCGACGGAAAAAAAAAAAAAAAAAAAA